GUUCAGCACUUGCAGGGGAAUUAACACCAUCCAGAAAAGCCUGUUUCUUGAUUUGAAAUUUUUACUUUUAAUCCUUUCAUGGUGAGAUCAACUAUUGGCCUAAUAGAGCAUUUUUCCUGUAUUAUAAAAUUCAUCAAAGCAGACACGGGCAGAGCGACCUCCGUAAAGCAGUCGCACGGGGCUCUGGGUGACUUGGCGUCAUCUCUGCUUGCUUUCCUGCUGCUGCUGGACGGAGGCAUGUUCGCACCGUCCUCGCCGCCCACCGGGCUGUUGGAGAGGGUCUUCCGGUACAUCGAUCUCCAUCAGGACGAGUUUGUGCAGACACUUAAGGAGUGGGUGGCAAUUGAGAGCGACUCAGUUCAGCCGGUGCCCCACUUCCGACGGGAGCUCCUCAGGAUGGUGGCCCUGGCUGCGGACCAGCUGUGGCGCCUGGGAGCCAGCGUGGACUCCGUGGACACGAGCUCUCAGCAGCUGCCUGACGGUCAGACCCUCCCAGUACCUCCCAUCAUCCUGGCUGAACUGGGGAACGAUCCCAAGAAACCCACUGUGUGCUUCUACGGCCACUUGGACGUGCAGCCAGCCAGACGGGAAGACGGGUGGCUCACGGACCCUUACACGCUGACGGAAGUGGACGGAAAACUUUAUGGCCGAGGAACGACAGACAACAAAGGCCCUGUUUUAGCGUGGAUCAAUGCCGUGAGCACAUUCAGAGCCCUGGACGAGGAUCUCCCUGUGAACAUCAAAUUCGUCAUUGAAGGGAUGGAAGAGGCCGGCUCCCUUGCCCUGGAGGAACUUGUCCAGAAAGAAAAGGCUGGGUUCUUUUCCAGCGUAGACUACGUCGUGAUUUCGGAUAACCUGUGGCUCAGCCGGACAAAGCCGGCGCUCACUUAUGGCACCCGAGGGAACAGCUACUUCUCCGUGGAGGUGAAAUGCAGGGAUCAAGAUUUUCACUCGGGAACCUUCGGUGGGAUCCUCAACGAACCCAUGGCAGACCUGGUCGCUCUCCUUGGCAGCCUGGUGGACUCGUCCGGCCGCAUCCUGAUCCCCGGAAUCUAUGACCACGUGGCUCCUCUCACAGAAGAGGAGAAAAGAACGUACGAAGCCAUUGACCUGGACCUGGAGGAGUACCAGAACAGCAGCCGGGUUAAGAAAUUCCUGUUUGACACCAAGGAGGAACUCCUAAUGCACCUGUGGCGGUACCCAUCUCUUUCGAUUCAUGGGGUUGAGGGCGCGUUUGACAAGCCUGGAGCCAAAACAGUCAUACCUGGCCGAGUUAUAGGGAAAUUUUCCAUCCGUCUGGUCCCUCACAUGAAUACGUCUGUGGUGGAAAAACAGGUGAAGCAGCACCUGGACCAUAUAUUCUCCAAAAGAAACAGCUCCAACCAGAUGACUGUUUCUAUGACACUGGGACUCCAACCGUGGGUUGCAGAUGUUGGAGAUAAACAGUAUCUUGCUGCAAAAAGAGCCAUCAAAACAGUGUUUGGGACAGAGCCGGAUGUGAUCCGGGACGGGUCCACCAUACCCAUUGCCAGGACGUUCCAGGACACCAUCCAGAAGAGCGUGCUGCUGCUCCCGCUAGGUGCUGCUGACGACGGCGAGCACGCUCAGAACGAGAAAAUCAACAGGUGGAACUACAUAGAGGGAUCCAAAUUAUUUGCUGCCUUCUUCCUAGAGAUGGCUAAGCUGCACUCGCCGUGGCAGGAACCUUCCAGCCUAGAUCUGACCUACUGACAGGUCCCCUCUCCCACAACCCUGGGGAAGGGGCAGAAUCUAAGUGUCCAGAGAAUCUGGAUCCCACAAUGUUUUCCCUCUGAUUUAAAAUGUCCUGGGACAUUUGGACCAGCAAUAAAAUAUUUCCAAGGUACA
Molecule: messenger RNA, 1866 nt
Organism: Camelus dromedarius (Arabian camel)
Lineage: Eukaryota; Metazoa; Chordata; Mammalia; Artiodactyla; Camelidae
Gene: CNDP1
Product: carnosine dipeptidase 1
Exons: 12
Coding region: 79-1731 (550 amino acids)
Biological process (GO): proteolysis
Cellular component (GO): cytosol
Molecular function (GO): metallodipeptidase activity
Source: RefSeq, a predicted model, not a curated record